Strongylocentrotus purpuratus (purple sea urchin) is the source of this 2117-nucleotide messenger RNA. RefSeq lists its product as uncharacterized. The record is from RefSeq and is a predicted model, not a curated record. The coding region runs from base 793 to 1731 and encodes 312 amino acids. Lineage: Eukaryota; Metazoa; Echinodermata; Echinoidea; Camarodonta; Strongylocentrotidae. The transcript has 10 exons. Gene Ontology annotation, biological process: positive regulation of T cell proliferation; immune response; cell surface receptor signaling pathway. Gene Ontology annotation, cellular component: external side of plasma membrane.
UCUCCCUCUUUCUCUCUCUCCCUCUCCAUCUACAUCUCCCCGUCUUUAUUUCGCUUUAUUUCUUUACCUAUCAAUAUGCGGUUGCCAACUUACACACUCUGAGCAUUAGAGAGUGACCGCUUGCGAGUAAUUCAUGUCUGGUAGCUAUUAUCGUACAUCUACCCUCAUGAAAUUAGUCAUAAUCACAGAGAACGAUUAACAUUAUUCUACCUAAUACUGCAAUUUCCAUGAACAAAUGUGUAUAAUAAAGAAAUGUGUUCAGCACAUUGGAAAGAAUAGGACAGACAUUAUGACCGACUAGUGUAAGGAACAUACAUAGGCUUGUGGGAAAUCUAAAUGUGUUUAUUUUCUGUAUAGUAUCGAGCUACGGGAAAAGCCUUGCAUGUAAAUGUAUUGAAAGAUCUGUUUUAGACAGUGCAGUGAGGUUUCUUGAGUAUGUGCCGCAUCUGAUGUUCCUUCAAUGUGCCCUUUCUAUACUCGAAUUUAUUUGAAUAAUUUCUACGUUGCGCGAAACAAGACUGCACAUUGACCCAGUGAUCCCAUGGCAAAUAGUGGGUUUUCCCCGCUGCCAGACAGCCGUUGAGAUGUAGUAAUGUGUAUAUUCCAUUGUGUCGUACAAUGCAGUUUUCUAUGACAUGCACAUUUAUAACAUACUUUAUGUACAUCAAUGGCUGGCUUUUCCUGAUAUAAAAAGUGGUCAUUAAUAGUGCGUUAGAUCGUUUGGAAUUCGGAUCAUUACUAUAACCUACGUGUCUACGUCACAAUGAUGUUUAACUGGGGGCUGGUGGCUGUAUGCAUUCUUGCAAUUUCAGGGUCGAAGGAAACCUCGAGGUAACCACGGACCCCAAUGCUACAGCUUUCAGGGGUGGCAGUAUUACUCUAACGUGCCGUUUCAUCGGUGAGCCAUUUGCCAUCUACUGGUACAAACACAACCGGACAGGUGCCCCCGACAACACGGCGGAUAUCGUGGUGCGGUACUUUAAUGGUCAGUGGCUCUCGAGCGAUAAGUACCCGAGGUACAAUAUUACCUCUGAUUAUUCCAUGGUGAUAUCAGAUGUUCAGAUUGAGGACGAGGAGACGUAUUCGUGUGAAGUUGUUCUGAAAGAUGAUGCAUCAGGAAAGAACAAUACAGAUCUGACGGUUAUAGCCCUCGCGAAUCCUCUUCACCCUGUCGUGAGCGGCUGCAUAAUGACCAAGCCUAGAGAGUGCGUCUAUGAAGUACAAGGGGCCGACACUGAAAUAUUCGCGUUGAGGUGCAGGGUGGAGCAGGUCAGACCUGCUGUUUCUCUCUCCUGGACUACUCGAAGAGAUGUGGAGAUAGAAACACCAACUAUACCAGUCACAGAUCCAAAGGAUGGACUGUUUAACGCUACCAGAGACCUCACGGUAUCCAGGACAGAGAUUGAGAAUGGAGAGUCCUUUGUUUGUCAAGCCAGUGGUGAUAGUGUCAACGGGACGUCAAAAUUGGUGGUGACUUUUAAAUAUCCAUCAGAGGGAGGUCUUUCAGGUGGAGGGAAAGCUGGGAUUGUCAUAUUUGUUCUCAUAGUCGUAGCAAUUGGCAUCGGCAUCGGCAUCGGCUUUUUUCUUUGGAGAAGAAAGGAGGAGGAAAAGAAGAAGGAACAGGAGAAGGAUCCUGAAAAGGAGCCUCUGUCGCCAUUACAAAUCGAAUUCGAAGACUUAGCCAAGAAAAUCAAUGGCUACACACGGGGUCCUUUUCUGGGCUGGAGGUAAAGGAGGGCCGAAGUUGGUCGAAGGUAACCCGAUUGGGUGUGUUCGGUGUGACGCAUGCUGGGAAGUCCUCUCUCGUACGAUCCCUCAAAUAUUCUCUCACAGGUGAAUUCGGCACCGUGGAAGUGGCCCAAUCUCACUCCAUAGGGGGCGUAACCGUCAUCCCAAAGCCGUUUCGCCUAACCGACCAUAUAACCGUAGUUGAUAACCGGGGACUGAAGGAUCUAGAUGUAUCCUGCAUCAAAGACAUUAUGGACCAGAUUCGCGGCCAAAGCAAACUUUUGGAAGGAACCGUCGAUUUUCCUAUCCUGGUUUUCGAUGCCAGGCAGCCGUUAACGCACUGGACAAGUUUCUACCAGACUUUGUAAAGGCGAUUCGUGGCGAAUUUG